AUGGGUUGUUCUUCUUCAAGCUCAAGUGCAGUUUAAGAAAUUAAAAAAAAUGGUGCAACAUUUUUCGAUUCUGGAAAAUUAGGUUCUAUUGAAGUCAAAAACAGAUUAGUUAUGGCAGCAAUGACCAGAUGCAGAGGUGAUCCAACUACUGGUAUCCCCAAUGACUUAAUGGCUGACUACUAUGCUUAAAGAGCAGAUUUUGGACUCAUUCUUACUGAAUGCAGUCAGAUUUCUCCUUUAUCAAACGCCUUCCCUGGAUCAGGUGGUAUUUAUUCAAAAGAAUAGGUUGAAGGAUGGAAGAAAGUUACUUAAAAGGUUCAUGAAAAGGGUGGUAAAAUAGUUUUACAAAUUUGGCACUCUGGUAGAGCUGUUCUUAAGGAAUUCAUUGGCGGCUCUGAUCCUUUGGCUCCUUCUGCUAUUGCAAUCAGAACUCCUCAUGCAUACACUAAGGGACCUCACCCUGUUCCUAAAGAAAUGACCAAAGAAGAUAUUAAAACUGUCAUUGAAGAAUUUAGAUAAGGUGCUGUUAAUGCUAAAGAAGCUGGCUUUGAUGGAAUUCAACUCCACGGAGCUAAUGGUUAUCUAGUAGACUAAUUCUUAAAGGAUGGAACAAACCACAGAACUGAUGAAUAUGGUGGAAGCAUUGAAAAUCGUGCUAGAUUCUUAUUCGAAGCUCUUGAUGCUUUGAUUUCUGUUUUUGGAGCUGAUAAAGUAGGUAUUAAACUUUCUCCUACUGGAAGAUAUAACGAUAUGUAUGACUCUAAUCCUCUUGAAUCACUUAAGUAUGUCCUUAAGGAACUAGAAAAAAGAAAAAUUGCCUUCGUUGAAGUCAAAAGACACAAUAAAACUGAAGUAAGCUCAAGCGAAAAUGGUAAGGAUGAACACGGUUAGACUUUACCUGAAGUUCAAAUUCCUAACUUCUUUGAUUAAAUCAGACCUCUCUACUCUGGUACCUUAAUUUUGAAUGAUGGUGUUGACUAAAAGUUGGGAGAGGAAUUGCUUGCUACAGGAAAGGCUGACUUUAUCAGUUUUGCUAAGCUCGCUAUUGCAAAUCCUGAUCUUCCUAACAGAUUUAAAAACGGUUGGGAAGUCGCUAUGCCCGAUUUCAGUCUUCUUUUCUCUGGUGGUGAAAAAGGUUACAAUGACUAUCACAGACAUGAAGCAAAAAAAUAAGAAUGA
This is a messenger RNA of Tetrahymena thermophila SB210, 1179 nucleotides long. Its product is annotated as FAD/FMN-binding family oxidoreductase. The transcript has a single exon. Gene Ontology annotation, molecular function: oxidoreductase activity; FMN binding. The record is from RefSeq and is a predicted model, not a curated record. NCBI's taxonomy places the organism in Eukaryota, Ciliophora, Oligohymenophorea, Hymenostomatida, Tetrahymenidae.